AUACAAAUUCAUCUGUAGAGAUGAUUGACGGACCAUUGCUCAGUAUUACCUGCAACGAUGUCGCAAGGUAGAGCAACAUCACAGACGCGUCCUGCAGGCAGGACAAGAUCGCGAUCGCCCGUAUCACGGCCAACAACACCGCUGCGUGCAUCCUCUCGGUCUUCGUUCAGAGCAUCACAAAGCAAUGCCUUCACUGGGCCAUCUCCUCUUGACGCCUUUGAGCCGCAGUUUGCAGAGUUGAGUGACUCAAUCGCAGACCUCGAAGCAAACCUCAUGCACCUCCAGUUGAUGCAUGAAAGUCUUAGCAGGUUUGGAGAGAGUUUCGCCAGUUUCCUGUAUGGACUGAACAUGAAUGCCUUUGUGGUCGAUUUCCCAGAGGCGCCGAUUCCGGAAUCAAUCAAGCGCUUCCAGAGGCGACAGGGACAAGGAAACAUUGAUGAGACAACCAUUCUGCAAAACCAUGCAAACGAAGGGAAACCAGUAGAAGGAGACGCAACUCUUGCCACAGCUGAUGCCAGCUUCACGAGCAUGAAAGCGACUCCACGCCGCCGAACAAUGGCGCAAACAGUUACACCAAGUACAGCGUCGGCCAUGAAACAAAGCAAUGCAAACAGUCGUGGGGCAAGUUCGACGAGAGGAAGCAAAGCUCCUGUCCGUGGAGGGAGAGCUAGUGCCUUACCGCGUGGUAGAGGAAGGGGCACGAAAUGAGGGUGUCGUACAAAGCUUGACCACCUUUUUGAACGCCGAGCAUCAAAGGGUAUUUAGUGCAGACCUCUUCGAAUUUAUCCACUGUCCUCAUCGUCAACAGUCCUCGCAAGAGUUUCAAUUUGACAGCGACUCCUCAACUUGAAUCAAACACCUCAACAAAGCGGCAUCAAUUCAG
Messenger RNA from Exophiala viscosa, 883 nucleotides. RefSeq names its product essential mitotic spindle pole protein DAM1. The transcript has 2 exons. Lineage: Eukaryota; Fungi; Ascomycota; Eurotiomycetes; Chaetothyriales; Herpotrichiellaceae. Gene Ontology annotation, biological process: mitotic sister chromatid biorientation. Gene Ontology annotation, cellular component: mitotic spindle pole body; mitotic spindle polar microtubule; mitotic spindle. The coding region runs from base 58 to 708 and encodes 216 amino acids. The record is from RefSeq and is a predicted model, not a curated record.